Molecule: messenger RNA, 2729 nt
Organism: Prunus mume (Japanese apricot)
Lineage: Eukaryota; Viridiplantae; Streptophyta; Magnoliopsida; Rosales; Rosaceae
Source: RefSeq, a predicted model, not a curated record
AUGCAAGGCCGCGGAAGGUGCUUCAAACUCUUUCUUGCAUUUGCUCUGCUUUUGCUACAGUACGCCCAAGGAGGAGAGAUGGACCACAAUAAGAGGGACACUAACGUGACCAGGAGGUGCAUAGAGAGGGAAAGGCAAGCACUCCUUGCAUUCAAACGUGGCCUGGUGGAUAAGUCUGAUUUCCUCUCUUCGUGGGGUUCAGAAGCACAAAAACAAGAUUGUUGCAGAUGGGUGGGAGUCUCUUGUAGCAACCAGACUGGCCAUGUUCUUCAACUUGAUCUUUCAGACGAAGUUCAAAGCGAAUUUGACAAAGUUCAAGGUAAGAUGAUUAGUCCUAAACUGAUUGAGUUGCACCAUUUACAGCAUUUGGCCCUUCCUCGGAUUGAUUUCAAUGGGAGCCAAUUUCCAUAUUUCAUUGGUUCUCUAACCAAUUUAAGAUACCUUGAUCUGUCUUGGACUCAUUUUGGAGGUAAGUUUCCAAGUCAGGUCGGAAAUCUUACGAACUUGGUGUAUCUGGACUUAAGAUAUAACAGCUUUACAAACGUAGAAAAUCUCGAUUGGCUUCCUCGUCUCUCAUCGUUAAGAUAUUUGGACUUGAGUGAAGCGAAUCUCAGCAAUGUUUUUGAUUGGCCGGAAGUCGUUAAUAAGCUUCCUGAACUAACAAACUUGACACUAAAGGAAUGUGAUCUUCCUUCUCCAAUUCUUUCCACUCUUUCUUACAUAAACUCUUCUAAAUCUCUUGCUAGCGUUGACCUUUUUUACAACCGUUUGAAUAAUUCUUCAAUAUUCGUAUGGUUGUCCAACUAUAGUGCCAGCCUUGUUCAUCUUGACCUCUAUGGGAACCUUCUAGCCGGUUCAAUUCCUGAUGUUUUUGGAAACAUGAGCUCUCUGGCACAUCUUUAUCUCUCUAAUAACCAACUUGAAGGGUCAUUACCUAAUCUUACAAACCUUUCGUCUUUGGAAGACUUGUUUCUUCGUAACAAUCAAUUAAGCGGAGUAAUUUCAGGAACUCAUUUAUCAAAACUCUCCAAACUACGGAAUUUGGAUUUAUCUUCUAACUCGCUAGUUUUAGACAUCCAUGCUGAUUGGAUUCCUCCUUUCCAACUGCACUCCAUAAAUUUGGAGUCUUGCAAGAUGGGUCCGCAUUUCCCAAAGUGGCUUCAAACUCAAAAAAAUAUAUCAUACCUUCGUAUUCCUAAUGUCGGAAUUUCCGACAUCCUUCCAAGUUGGUUUUGGAGUUUAUGUCUUACUGUGGAAUAUAUGGAUCUCGCACGCAACCAAAUUAGAGGUGCAUUUCCAAAUUUGACAUUGGAGUUUUCAUAUUCCCCAGAACAACAUCUGAGUUCGAACAAGUUGGAAGGUCCAAUCCCCUCAGUUCUAUCAAAAGCCUCACAUCUGGAUCUCUCUAAUAAUAAACUUUCAGGGUCAAUUUCGUUCUUGUGUUCAAGUGCAGCUAUUGGUUUAUUCUUUCUUAACCUCUCAAGCAACAAUGUUUCUGGACAAGUUCCAGAUUGCUUGACACAUUUGGAGAAUCUAGUCAUGCUUGAUUUGAGUUACAAUGUUUUGUCCGGGAAAAUUCCUACAACAAUAGGCUAUGUAUUUCGUAUUGAAACACUCAAAUUAAGAAGCAAUAGAUUUGUGGGACAAUUGCCUUCGUCAUUGAAGAAUUGCACAAGUUUAGUCGUCAUUGAUGUUGGGCUUAAUAAAUUAUCCGGACAAAUACCUGAAUGGUUAGGGGUUAGCUUAAAGUAUUUGGUUAUCCUGAUGCUUUCGUCUAAUCACUUCAAUGGAAGCCUGCCCUCACAAUUAUGCCAUCUAACACACAUUCAAAUUUUAGAUUUCUCCAUGAACAUCAUCUCUGGAAGCAUACCCAAAUGCCUCACCAAUUUAACUACUCUGGCUCAAAAAGGAAAUCCAAGUUUGAACAUCUCACAUUAUUAUGUAAUUUCACAUCGUCGUUGGGGAAAAUUGUAUAACGAUGAUGCAACCUUCAUGUGGAAAGGAGGAAUGCAGACAUACAAAAGUACUUUGGGGCUUGUGAAGAGAAUUGAUCUGUCAAGCAAUAAAUUAACAGGGGAGAUUCCAAGUGAAAUCACUCAGCUUGUUGGGUUGGUUUCUUUAAACCUAUCAAGAAACCAAUUAAUUGGUCAAAUAACUCCAGAGAUCGGAAACUUGCAGUCAUUGGAUUCUCUUGAUGUGUCACGAAACCAUAUAAACGGAAGAAUUCCAACAAGCCUUGCUCGGAUAGAUCGUCUUGGUUUCUUGGACUUGUCAUAUAACAACUUGUCUGGCAAAAUUCCAGUCGGGACUCAGCUCCAAGGCUUUGAUCCCUCUUUUUAUGUUGGGAAUCUUCAACUAUGUGGACCUCCACUUAAAAAGAUGUGUGCUGAUGAAGUGGAAAAAGGUCCAAGAAAGCACACUGACUUCAUCAACCAAGAGGACAAGGAUGAGCUAAUAACACUGGGAUUCUACAUUAGUAUGGGGCUUGGAUUUGUUGUUGGAUUUUGGGGAGUUUGCGGCACCUUGAUAUUUUCAAGGUCAUGGAGAUACGCAUACAUGAAGUUCUUGAAUGGUUUAAAUGAUUGGCUUUUUGUGAGGAUAGCUUUGUUGAAGCGGCAAUUGAAGGAUGCUUAAUUACUAAAGAUCAACGCAUCUUCGGAGACAUGUCUUCCCUUCAAUCAAAAUGGUGCAAAGUUGCCAUGGACAGUUGGAGUGUCUUAACUCCUUAA